CACUCUCUGUCUCUCUCACUCACUCACUCACUCACUCACUCUGUUUCCCUCCCUUCGCGAGCAUCAGAUGCGUCCCCCACCCCUCCUUUUCUCUCUCUCUCGCUCUCUCCCUCCCUCUCUCAUUACAACACACACACACACACACACACACACACACGCGCACGCGCUCACACCUCAGACGCAGCCUGCGCGGGUUACCGGGAGCCGGGGCUGGAGAGCGGAUCAGCUCCGCAGACCGCCGUGGGAGGAGCAGGCAGCGUUUCUGCUGCUGCUAGCGCUACCGCUACCGCUACCGCCGCCGCCGCCGCCACAGCCACCGCCGCUGCCGUUAGCGUUCCUCAGCGCGGCGACCGGCAGCUCGCGUCUGCCCUUGGCGCAAAGUCACCCGCCGGGGAUCCCGCCGACCGAGGGAGAGAGAGAGAGAGAGAGAGGGAGAGACCCGGUUCUUUUUUUUCCCCCCGCAUUCUCGCGCGUGGCGGCUCCUGCCAGACCCGCUGAAACAUGGCUCACGCGGCGGCGCACCUUAAGAAAGCCCGGGGGGAGAUGGAGCAGGCGGCGGCGCCCGACCUCAAGGCGCUGGAGAAGGCGCGGGAGAGGAGGAGGCGCUCCCGCGAACGGGCCGAACGCAAACGCAAGUCUGACAGCAACACCAGCUUCCUGCGAGCGGCUCGGGCGGGGAACAUUGACAAGGUGCUGGAGUACCUGAAAGGGGGCGUGGACAUCAGCACCUGCAACCAGAAUGGGCUGAAUGCAUUGCACCUGGCAGCCAAGGAGGGCCACGUGGAGCUGGUGCAGGAGCUCCUGGACCGGGGCUCCUCCGUGGACUCGGCCACUAAGAAAGGGAAUACUGCCCUCCACAUCGCCUCCCUGGCAGGACAAGGGGAAGUUGUCAAAAUCCUGGUGAAGCGGGGAGCAGAUAUUAACUCACAAUCCCAGAAUGGCUUCACUCCACUGUACAUGGCUGCCCAGGAGAACCACCUGGAUGUGGUGCGUUACCUACUGGAGAAUGGGGGGAACCAGAGCACGGCCACAGAGGACGGCUUCACUCCUCUGGCCAUCGCCCUGCAGCAGGGCCAUAACCAGGUGGUGUCCAUCCUGCUGGAGAACGACACCAAGGGCAAGGUGAGGCUGCCCGCCCUGCACAUCGCCGCCCGCAAGGACGACACCAAGUCCGCCGCGCUGCUGCUGCAGAACGACCACAACGCCGACGUCCAGUCCAAGAUGAUGGUCAAUAGGACGACUGAGAGCGGAUUUACCCCGCUGCACAUCGCUGCCCACUACGGCAACGUCAACGUGGCCACACUGCUGCUGAACCGGGGGGCGGCUGUGGACUUCACAGCCAGGAACGGGAUCACUCCUCUGCACGUGGCCUCCAAGCGCGGAAACACCAACAUGGUGCGCCUCCUUCUUGACCGAGGGGCGCAGAUCGAUGCCAAAACUCGGGACGGUCUGACACCACUGCACUGUGCAGCGAGGAGUGGGCAUGACCCGGCUGUGGAGCUUCUGCUGGAGAGAGGGGCGCCCAUGCUGGCCAGAACCAAGAAUGGUCUAUCUCCACUACACAUGGCUGCCCAGGGUGACCACGUUGAGUGUGUCAAGCAUCUGCUGCAGCACAAGGCGCCUGUUGAUGAUGUCACCCUGGACUACCUGACUGCCCUGCAUGUGGCAGCCCACUGUGGCCAUUACAGAGUCACCAAACUGUUACUGGACAAGAGGGCCAACCCCAAUGCUCGUGCUCUGAACGGGUUCACCCCCCUGCACAUUGCCUGCAAGAAGAACAGAGUGAAGGUGAUGGAGCUGCUGGUGAAGUACGGAGCUUCCAUCCAGGCCAUUACAGAGUCCGGCCUCACCCCCAUACACGUGGCAGCCUUCAUGGGCCACCUCAACAUCGUCCUGCUGCUGCUGCAGAACGGAGCCUCGCCCGACGUCAGCAACAUCCGUGGGGAGACGGCGCUACACAUGGCGGCGCGGGCUGGACAGGUGGAAGUGGUGCGAUGCCUCCUGAGAAACGGUGCUCUGGUGGACGCACGAGCCAGGGAGGAUCAGACCCCUCUGCACAUUGCCUCUCGUUUGGGGAAAACGGAGAUUGUGCAGCUGCUACUCCAGCACAUGGCCCACCCUGACGCCUCCACCACCAACGGGUACACGCCCCUCCACAUCUCCGCCCGCGAGGGGCAGGUGGACGUGGCCUCCAUCCUGCUGGAGGCUGGGGCCUCCCACUCCCUUGCCACGAAGAAGGGAUUUACGCCCCUACAUGUAGCUGCAAAGUACGGAAGCCUGGAUGUGGCAAAACUCCUCCUGCAGCGCCGUGCCUCUCCGGACUCUGCUGGCAAGAAUGGCCUCACGCCUCUCCAUGUUGCCGCUCAUUACGAUAACCAGAAGGUGGCGCUGCUGCUUUUGGACAAAGGGGCGUCUCCCCACGCCAUGGCCAAGAAUGGCUACACCCCGCUCCACAUUGCUGCCAAGAAGAACCAGAUGGACAUAGCCACCACCCUGCUGCAGUACGGCGCGGAGACCAACAUCCUGACCAGGCAGGGCGUCACCCCGCUGCACCUGGCCUCGCAGGAGGGCCACGGCGACAUGGCGGCUCUGCUGCUGCAGAAGGGCGCCCAGGUCAACCUGGCCACCAAGAGUGGACUGACCUCCCUUCACCUUGCUGCUCAGGAAGACAAGGUCAAUGUGGCUGAGAUACUGUCCAAGAAUGGUGCAACCCUCGACCAACAGACCAAGCUGGGCUACACUCCCCUGAUUGUAGCUUGUCACUAUGGAAACGUCAAGAUGGUGAACUUCCUGCUGCAGCAUGGAGCUAGUGUCAAUGCAAAAACCAAGAAUGGCUACACCCCUCUGCACCAGGCAGCCCAGCAGGGAAACACUCACAUCAUCAAUGUGCUUCUGCAGUCUGGAGCCAAACCCAACGCCAUCACUGUGAAUGGAAACACAGCUCUGGCUAUCGCCCGGCGACUGGGCUACAUCUCAGUGGUGGACACGCUCAAGGUCGUCACUGAGGAGAUCAUCACCACGACAACCACGGUGACGGAGAAACAUAAGCUCAAUGUGCCGGAGACCAUGACCGAAGUCUUGGACGUUUCGGACGAGGAAGUUCUCAGACCAACUGAUGAUGAUCUGCUCGCAGAUGACUUGAUGGAUGUGGAAGGCAGCCAGUAUACUCUUGGCACCAGAACUUCACUAUCUAACUACAGCGACGACACCAUGACGGGGGAUGGGGGUGAGUACCUGAGGCCGGAGGACCUGAAGGAGCUGGGUGAUGACUCCCUGCCCGGACAGUACCUGGACGGGAUGAACUACCUGCGUUUCAGCCUGGAGGGGGGCCGGUCUGACAGUUCUGACAGGUCCCACACUCCCACCCACCGUGGGUACUACUCCCCGAAGGAGGGCGCCAUGCUGGAGGAGAUGAUCUCCAGCCACCACAUGACAGCUCUUUCCAGGGAAAAUGAGAAGGAUUCAUACCGCAUGAGCUGGGGAGCUGAAAACCUGGACAAUGUGGCCCUAUCCUGCAGCCCCUUACACUCUGGCCGUUCCUCUCCGUGCCAUGAUCAUGACAACAGCAGCUUCCUGGUCAGCUUCAUGGUGGACGCGAGGGGCGGGGCCAUGCGAGGGUGCCGCCACAAUGGCCUGCGCAUCAUCAUCCCCCCGCGCAAGUGUAGCGCCCCCACCCGCGUCACCUGCCGCCUGGUGAAACGCCACCGCCUGGCCACCAUGCCCCCCAUGGUGGAGGGGGAGGGGCUGGCCAGCAGGCUCAUCGAGGUGGGGCCGUCUGGAGCGCAGUUCCUCGGUAAACUGCACCUCCCCACUGCUCCGCCCCCUCUUAACGAGGGCGAAAGUUUGGUUAGCCGAAUCCUUCAGCUGGGGCCUCCUGGGACAAAAUUCCUUGGGCCCGUGAUCGUGGAGAUCCCUCACUUCGCUGCUCUGCGAGGGAAGGAGAGGGAGCUGGUAAUCCUCCGGAGCGAAUGUGGGGAGAGCUGGAAGGAGCACCACUGUGAGCACACAGAAGAGGAGCUCAACGAGAUACUCAAUGGCAUGGACGAGGAACUGGACCCUCCAGAGGAGCUGGAGAAGAAGCGCAUCUGCCGCAUCAUCACCCGAGACUUCCCACAGUACUUUGCGGUGGUGUCUCGGGUCAAGCAGGACAGCAACCUGAUUGGACCAGAGGGCGGGGUGCUGAGCAGCACUGUUGUUCCGCAGGUCCAGGCAGUCUUCCCAGAAGGCGCGCUCACCAAGAGGAUCCGGGUGGGCCUGCAGGCCCAGCCAAUGAACGUUGACUUGGUGAGGAAAAUCCUGGGAAACAAAGCAACGUUCAGUCCAAUCGUCACCCUGGAGCCCAGGAGGAGGAAAUUUCACAAACCCAUCACCAUGACGAUCCCUGUACCUAAGAACUCAGCGGACGCGGCAGUCAACGGCUUUGGCGGAGACACGCCCACUCUGCGCUUGCUGUGUAGCAUCACCGGCGGAACUACACCGGCUCAGUGGGAGGACAUUACAGGAACCACGCCCCUUACGUUCAUCAAUGACUGUGUGUCCUUUACCACAAAUGUUUCUGCAAGGUUCUGGCUCAUAGACUGUCGGCAGAUCCAGGAGUCCGUCAACUUCUCCACACAAGUUUAUCGGGAGAUCAUAUGUGUCCCCUAUAUGGCCAAAUUUGUCAUAUUUGCCAAAACGCACGACCCCAUCGAGGCCCGGCUGCGGUGCUUUUGCAUGACGGACGAUAAGAUGGACAAGACCUUGGAGCAGCAGGAGAACUUCACUGAGGUGGCCCGCAGCCGUGAUGUGGAGGUCCUGGAGGGGAAGCCCAUUUACGCAGACUGCUUCGGGAACCUGGUGCCUCUGACCAAAAGUGGACAGCACCACCUCUUCAGUUUCUUUGCUUUCAAGGAGAACAGACUUGCCCUCUUCAUUAAAGUUCGAGACAACACCCAGGAGCCUUGUGGCCGCUUGUCCUUCAUGAAGGAGCCUAGGUCCUACAGAACCCUUGCCCAAAAUGCCAUCUGUAACCUGAAUAUCACACUACCUUCAUACUCAAAGGACUCCGAUUCAGAUCAAGAGCCUGAUGAUGAGACCAGCAGGACACAUGACAAAUAUGAUGAAGAGACUGAAUCAACAGAAACGUCCGUCCUGAAAACACACUUGAUUAGAGACUCCCCUGCCCUCGCUAGUCCGGACUUGCUCUCGGAGGUCUCAGAGAUGAAACAAGACCUGAUAAAAAUGACAGCCAUCCUUACUACCGACUCCACAGAGAAAUCAAGCCCGGUUGAAGGGGGUGGACUUGAGAAAGGGGUGGAGGAGGAGCCAGGGGAGCCUUUUGAAAUAGUGGAGAAGGUGAAAGAGGAUUUGGAGAAAGUCAGCAAGAUACUGCGUAGCGGAACAUGCACAGUUAUGGCUGAGACAGAGUCAAAAGAAACAGGGGAAACAUUAAGCCAGUCUGUCAAGAAGGAAGAAGAGUGGGUUCUUCUCACUGACCAUGAAAUUGAAGAGGCCAAAAUGAUGGCUUUGCUUGAUGUUCAGGAACCCUUGUUGCAAGAAGUUAAAAUUGACAGAGGAACUUCCCAGCCAAAGAUGGUGAAGGACAUGUCUGGCAUGGUCACACACCUGAGUACAGACCUGAAGGAAUACCUCCUAGAUGUGCCGGAGGCUGCUGGUCAUGCCACACAGGAAGAUAUAGUCAAAGAGACAUUCAGUGAGGUCAUUGUAAGCAGGGAUGGGAAAAAAGUUUUGUCGCAAGAUGCUAAAGAGCUCCCCGGUGAAAUCAGAAAGCCAGCUAGGCGGAAGCUGAAGGACAGGAAACAGGCAGGCGAAGCAGACCUGCACAGAACAAGCUCAGAGGAGUCACUAGAUGGGGAUGUCCUCCUGAGCGCUCCUGCAACUGAAGCCCAGGCACCAGUGUCACCAGUAGUGGAGGAGACUCCCAUUGGGUCUAUAAAAGACAAAGUAAAAGCCCUCCAACAGAAAGUGGAAGAGGAGGAGAAGGGGCGGAACAAAAAAGCUGCUAGUAAGCCCUCCCAUGUGAGCAUUGAGAGCAAGUCAUCUCGCCCUGUGAAAGAAAGUCCUAAAGUUCAGUCAGCCUCUCCUAAGUCACCCAAAUCUGAUUCUGAGAGGCUGGAAGAGACUAUGUCUGUGCGAGAACUUAUGAAAGCCUUCCAGACAGGGCAGGACCCUUCAAAGAGAAAGUCAGGUCUUUUCGAGCACAAGGCCUCCACAUCUAAAACUGAGACCACACUUACACGCACAACUAAAUCCCAUUCUGUCCAUUCCAAAACAAUCACACAAACCAUGACAACUUUAUGUGUUCAGACACAGGAAAUGUCCUUGGAUGCACAAGGGCAAGACAAAUCAUGCAAAGAGAGAGACUUACAAAUCAGCCCAGACAGGAAGCACUCCAAGGACUUUAGUGCAGACAUAAAAGCAGAGCUAGAAGACAACACUGAGUAUCAGCAGUUUAGGAAGACUUCUGAUGGAGGGGUGGAAGGUCACACCUCAGCGGCUGUGGACUCUGACCCUGCCGCAGAGCCAGACCUCGCCAUAGUGUUCUCGCCUGACCUGGCCAAAGAAGAGGUGUUUCUCCCUGAUCGUGGCAUUCAGAAUGGUGCCCUUGAUGAUAGUUCUGACAGCCUCAAGCAUGAGGGUGGGGCUGACUCCCCCAGCAUCAGCUUAGGUGAGGGUACCCCUCAGUUGAGCUCAGAGGAGAGCUACAAGCAUGAAGGCUUAGCAGAGACCCCAGAAACCAGCCCUGAAGGUCUGGUCUUCUCACCCAAGAAGACUGACCAGCCAGUACUCGAGAGGGCUGCAAAAAAUGCAGCUGCUCUGCAUGCAAAAUGUGAGGAGAGGGCUAAGGUGCCUGCCACUCAAGAGAGUAAGGGAGAAGUAAAGGACAGUGUCCCCAAAGAUAAGUCUGAAAGCAUAGCCAUGGAAUCAACUGCCAGAGACUCCGGGAUUGUGUCGUUUGAUGAUCGUUCCGUGGAAAUGACCCUCCCCACCUCCCCCAUGGAGCCGGAUGAUCAGAGCACAAGUGAGUCUGUGUCAGGCCUCAAGGGUGAGGCAAUAUUUUUUGAGGAUGAGCGUGUCUCUGUUGAGAGUGAAAGUGUUUCUGCCUCCUCUAAUCUGCCUAAAGACCAACAGCUCUCAAAGAGGAUCCCUCGCACUGUAGGUGCUUUCCUUAAUGACGAGUUAACCACUGAUGGUCAAGCAUCACCAGUGUCCACUGGCCUGGUGGCUGAAAAGGCAUCCACGUACCAUCACGGCACCUUAGACCUACCCAUCAGACAGCAAGAUUCAGAUGCCCUCAGCCCCUUAGCCGAUGAUUCUCUGCCUAUAAGUCACAAGGACUCUUUGGAAGCUAGUCCACUCAUGGAAGAUAACUCCUCCCAUAAAACCCCUGACUCCAUCGAACCGAGCCCCACAAAGGAGUCCCCCUGUCGUGACUCACUAGAGAGCAGUCCCGUAGAACAGAAAGCCAAAGCAGGCUUCCCUCCGGUCGAAGAGCAGUCCGGGGUAGCCACUGGCCACUCUUUGCCCACUAAGACUGAUUUUCCCCCUGACCCCACACGCAGUAGGCUCCUCAGAGACCAAGAGGGCAGUGUGGACGAUGACAGUUUCGAGCAGACGUCCCAGAUAGAAAGUUCGGGUAAGAGCCCCCUCUCACCAGACACCCCUAGCUCUGAGGAGGUAAGUUAUGAGGUCAACCCCAAAAUACUGGACCUCCAGACCCUUUCACUGCCAUCAAAGCCAUUCGCCAUCCCAGAAGAUGCCGAGGAAGACGAUUCCGAAAGUAGCGAUCCUCAAAAGAAAUUCACCCCAGAGGAAGAGAUGUUUAAAAUGGCUGCAAAAAUUAAAACUUUUGAUGAAAUGGAGCAGGAUGCCAAAAAUAAACAAGAUGGUAGAAAAGUUAUCAAAGCCUCAGACUCUUCAGUAGCUUCUGAGACUGGAGGUGAUAGAGAACAGCUAAUAAGCAUAGAGCUCCCCAAUGAGGGAACCUCUGAGAGUGAGCGUGAGCUUACCAAGUCCAAACAGGACUCAGAAUUAGCUCUUUCCGUUGAAUCCAUUAUUAAAGUACAACCUCCCUCUCCUUUUCCAGCAGGUGUGCAUGAGAGCCCUUUUGUGACUGAAGAAGUCUGCCAAGCAGCUACCAGCAGCACAGCAGGGGGAAAAGAAGCCAAGGGGGGGCCUCAAUCUGUCUCAGAACACGCCUCAACUGCCUGGCAUGUUUUAGACAAGCCAGACUUUCCGCCACACAUAGAAAAAGACAAAUCUGUUCCCAACAGAGGGCUCACCACUGACUGCGCAGAACGGUUACACACACCACCGUCUGUGGAGAUUCGAGUCGAGAAAAAAGAGUGCCACUCGCAGUCGGCCCUUGUGACCUCCUCCCGCACUGACGGGGCAGCAAACAUAACUGACGAGCAGAAGGAAGAGUGCCUGAAAAAGCUGAGGGGAAUCAAAGAGGAUUCUGGGGGAGGAAAGGAUACGGAGGCUGAUGGCACACAGACUCGUGCUGGUGUAGAUAGGCGGGCUGGGAGCAAUGUGACUGAUGAAGUGAAAGGAGAUCACUUGAGUCACUUUGAGGAUUCUGACAAAGGUAAAAGUUCUUCUCCUUUCCUGGUUAAUGUGGGACAGGAACGUGAUGUGUUCAAACCUGAAAUCUGCAUUUACGAUGACACGGAAGAAGAUGAAGAGGAAGAUGACCUGAAGACAAUUGCCCCAAAAACUGAGUCAAAGGGGGUCACAGCAAGGGUAGAGAGAGAUUCUGACCCCUGGAGCUCCAUUCGGGAGGAUGAUGAUGCCUUUGCAGCACGAGUUAAGGAAGAAGAGCAGAAGAUCCUGGGUUUAAUGGUGGAUCGGCAGUCCCAGGGCCCGACACCAGACACCACCCCCGGGAGAACACCCACAGAUGAAGGAACACCGACUGGUGAAUCAAACCCUUUCUUAUUCCAGGAGGGAAAGCUGUUUGAGAUGACCCGAAGUGGUGCAAUUGACAUGACAAAGAGGAACUAUGAAGAAGAAGGCUUUGCCUUCUUCCAACUAGGUGAGCAGCCCAUAGAGGAGGUAGUCUCAGAUGAGGCCAGAGAAGAUGGCGAGGUCACUGAAGCAGAACCAGCAGUUGCCACCAAUCUGUCCUUGGUGAUCAAGGCUGAUGAAGAGCAUGAAGGGGUGAAAGAUGCAACUGAGCCCUCUUGCCUGACAUCUGCCUUAACAGAACAGGAUCAGGUGGUGAGCACAGCUACCUCUGCUACAAUUUCAGAGGCAAAGUCUCAAACCCCCAUUAAAAUGGGGAUUUCAGCUUCGGCUAAGCCCACAAAGAAUGACACCCAAGUUAAGGAAGAGGCAGGAGUUGACCUGGACAAAAAUACAGGGGAGAGUCCCACAGGGGCCGACCUCUGUUCCCCAGAGCCAGUGGUAGCUAUCAUCCAGACAGCCUUCUCGACCAUCACCCGGUCUGUUUACUCCGAGCAGGAGGCAGAGUCAUCUGACUCCUCUCCGGAAGAUCAACACUCAGUUAUUGAGCUCCCAAAGGAAACUACAGCACCUCCUUCUAGUGGCAAAAAGGUGUCAAAAAUCCCCAUUAAGCCAGCCUCCCCAGCCCUCUCCCACACUGCAUCACCCUCAUCAGCCACUCUUCACAAGGCUGCCCCCUCAAGGCAGGAGGAAGCCAAGUCCAAAUCUAGAAUACCAGUCAAAGCCAGCUCACUUAAGCCUGAGCCCGCUGCCGACCCAUUGGUCAGGCGUGCCGAGUCUCUAAAAGACAAAAAGUGUAAGUUGCCUGUAAAGAUGGAACUGAGGAGCAAGUCUGAGACAGAUGCAGGUCCCUCCGGGGAUGCCAAAUCCAAAAGGUCUUCUGUGGCCAAGAGUUAUUGCGAGGGAGAGUCGUCGAAAAAGAACAUUUGCUCAGAGAGUGACGACUCCUCCACCAAGCCAAAGACAUUCCACUCCAGGCUACCAGUUUUGAAUAAACAUGGGCAGCCAAUCCACACCUCCACUCCAGCCAAAGAAAACAAAGAGCAGUUCUUUGAGGCUUACAAGCAUUCAAUUGAGUUUUUUGAGGAAAUAAGCGAUGAGGCAGCGAAGUUAGUGGAAAGGCUGGCACAGGCCGAGAAUGAGCAAGAGGCGGCCGUCUCUGAUGAUGAGAGCAGUACCUUAGACGCCUCUGUCGUAGAGAGUGAGACUUUUCCCGAAAUGCAGUUCCCACUCCCUGAAGACGUCUUUGACAUGAGACCCCUCUGGGACGAUUCUGUGGAGACACAGAUGCAACGAAUUCCCAGUGAAAAUGCCAGAGGCCAAAGUCAAGUAGAUCCACAGGAGGAAGCUGAGCGGAAGGAAGAGAGGUUGGCUGUCAUUGCUGACCACCUAGGCUUCAGCUGGACGGAGCUUGCCCACGAGCUGGAGUUUAGCAAAGACCAGAUCCAUCAGAUAAGAACGGAGAACCCAAAUUCACUGCAGGACCAAAGCCACGCCCUGCUGAAGUACUGGAUGGAAAGAGAGGGAAAGCAUGCCACAGAGAGUACCCUAAUGAAGAGGCUGACAAAGAUAAACCGCAUGGACAUUGUGCACCUCAUCCAAACAAAAAAAAUCAAGUCCAGUCAAGACCAGUCCUCGCGGACAUACGCAGAAAUCGAGAAGACCAUUGCACUGGAUCACAGUGAAGGCUUCUCUGCACUUCAUGAGGACAUCGACAGUCCCAGGCCAGUGCGGCGCUCUGAGGCGUCACCCAGGCAACCAGGAACUGGGCCCCCUGUAGUGUCAGAGGAGGACCUCUCCGCCAGCAUCACGUCCCUCCCAGAGACCACGCCCAGGGGAGACAGCGACAUAUCUGUGACAGAGAUUCUGAGGCACACACAGAAGGAGAAGCUGGAGGCUAACCGACAGACACAUUCAUCAGGCGGUGCAGCCAAGACUACAUCUGAAAAGGUUGGAGCUGAGAAGGGGCCUGUCGGUUCUUGGAAACACGUAUUGCCAGAAUCUGCCAUGGAAAAGCAAUCAAUGUCACCAGAUUCAGAGCAAUUAGAUGUCAGGUUGGGAAAGAUGGAAACUGAUUUGGAUGAAAUACAGGGUCAAAUGCAUCCUUCAUCCUCAGUCUUAGCUGAAACUCCACCUCAAUCAGAGUGGCAGUCACCAGAACUGAGCCAGACCUCCCCUUAUUUCAGUCAAAUGGCCUCUAAAAUAGAUACAACUACUUUAGGAACUUCAUCGGUUUCACUUGGAUUAAUUAUGCCACCUUCAGAGGUGAGUACAGAAUCACUUGUAUCCAGUGAAUCUUCACCUGGGCCAUGUCAGAUCAUACCCAAAUUCCUUACUGCUGCCCCUGAACAGGUCAAAAGUCUUGAGCCGUCGCAGCUACACUCUAAAUCAAGUGAUUCACAACCUGAGUCAAGUCUCAUUUCUCCUGAACCUAUUGGAUUGCUGGAAACACCCUCAGAAUCAGGUCCCGUUUCUCCUGAAUCUCAGAAACCACCAUCAGAAUCAGAUUCUGUUUCUCCUGAAUUUAUUGGAUCUCGGAAAUCACCAUCAGAAUCAAGUCCUGUGUCUCCUGAAUUUAGGAUAACUCCUGAAUCACAUAUGAAAGUACCUGUUCCUGUAUACUUCAGUCUACCCAGCUCAGUCACGUCUUUCAGCACACAUAGAGAGAUAAAGCCUAAUGUACAUGGAUCUUUAUUUUCAGUCAGUCCAAAAUCACUGGAUUCUCACAAACAAUUUGAGCCAACUCCAGCUUCACCCACCUCAGCCAGAACAGAACUACAGUCGCCUGAAUCAUUUAACGUUCUUAAGGGGUUUUUGUCUGAAUUUGAUGAAACAUCUCAUGUUUUACCCCUGCUACACACAACCCAUCCUGCUGAGUCAGCCGGCUUGCAUCCGACUUCCCAGGAUAUCAACAAGAUACCUUCUGAAAAAACACCUUCAAGUGAAAUGCCACCUGGUUUUAUCAGAUCACCCACUGUAUCUAUUAUGUCUGAGGAAGGUAAAUUCUCUCCAACCUCCCAUUUGAGUCAAGUGUCCAAGGACACAUCUGUGCUACAAGAAUAUCCUUCAACUUCUCCUGAUAUCUCUGUAACAUGCCCAGUCACUAAAACUCUUUCUGGGUCAAAAUAUUUGACACCUAAAGAUCUUCAGUCAGUGACUCCAGUAGUGGAUGAGUUGGAGCUUGGAAAAACUAUCCAGAAGCCUUGCAAAUCAUCUUCUGGGUCCACCAUGUUAUAUUUACCUGGAAUGGAAAGUGAUUACCCUGAAUUGAUGCAAGUUUUUGUUGGAUCUGAAACCACUGAAGGAGAACAUAAAUUAGGAGCCUGGGACAUUGAAGCCAUUGAGAAAUCAGACUCAGGGACUAGGCGGAAAGAUAAGGACUCUGCCAGUAUCAGGAAAGAAAACAUAUUAUUCCAGGAAGAGGCCCCUGCCAUGAUAGACAGCAGUUCUGCUGAAGCAUCUCCUGUACUGAAGCCCAAAGCCACCCAUGUGUGCGAAGACUCCGAUGCUGAGUACUUUGACUGCAGGCAGGGGCUGUCUGACUUCUCAGAGGCCGAAACUGAAGAACCGAAAGACACACCUGACACGAUCCAUCACAGCGAGAUACCAUCAUCCCACCAUAGCCCUCAUUUUAGGCACACAGAUGGGUUCCCUGGAAUCACGACUUCAUUCGACUUGAAGCCAGGCGAUGAUAGAAGGCGCCUCCUCUCUACAGGCAGUGAGGAGUAUAGCAGCUCUCCUAUCGUUUUCGAGCCAGACGAGGUGGUAUCGGAUGAGAAAGAGGAGGAAGCCCAGCCCCCCUGCGGGGGUGCUGAGACUAUUUUACAGUCUCUAGAAGAGCUUCCUUCAAGGGAGGAGGCUGAAUAUGAGGAUGAUGAAGAUUCUUUAGGGAGGGAGAUAGCAGAGGAGUUAGGUUUGCUGUCGGAUAGUUCAGAAGAGGAGGUGUUGACCACUAGGGUGGUCCGACGGAGAGUGAUCAUCCAGGCGGACGAGAUGCCAGAGAUCCCCCCGCAGACCGUGACAGAGGAGCAGUACACUGACGAGCAUGGGAACAUGGUGGUGAAGAAGAUCACCAGAAAGGUAAUCCGAAAGUAUGUGUCGGCGGACGGCGUGGAGAAGGAGGAGGUGAUGCUGCAGGGCUCUCAUCAGGAGCUGGUCAGCGUGGAGGAAGGGGAUAACUACUCCAAGGUGGUAAAGAGGACGGUGCUGAGGAGCGAGGGAGACCGAACGGAGGUGACCUUCUCGGAGCCCCUGCCGGUGGGCGAGGCCACAGCCUCGGACUUUGAGGCGGAGCCCGUGCAGGGGCGGAAGGUCAGCAAGGUGGUGAAGACCAUGGUGGUGCAGGGGGAGAGGAUGGAGAAGCACAUGGGCGACCCCACGCUGGCCACCGACCUUCCUUCCGCCAAAGACGACUUCCAAAAGGCCUUGAGUUAUGCAGGAGGCUUUGGAAAAAUGCACCUGCCACAUUUAGUAGAGAAAGAGAUUGUGAAGGAGGACGGAUCGGUCAUCAGAAGGACCCAGAUGCAUAAGACGCGCACGCAGAAGAGGACUGUGGUGAGGGACAUUCAGGGGAAGCAGGUGCUCCUGGAGCUGCUCGAAGAUGUCCCAGAAGCCCUGGGCCCAGACGACCUCCAGCGGCACCUGCACCGCCUGCUCCACCGCUACUGUGCCGAGGAAGAGGAGGAGCAGGAGGAAGAGGAGAGGAGGACGGAGUGACCACUCUGCCCUCUCAACCCCCGCCCCCCACCAACCCCUUAGCAACCCCCUGCCCUUCUUAUUCACACACAUGCACCUCCACCUUACUCCCGUGUUCCCAUCGAAAGACACUGGAUUUUUUUUCUCCUCUCUUCUGGGAGAAGUUGAACACCUCUUUUUUUGGGCUUUUUUCGUUUAAUUUUUAUUUUAACCUUUGUUUUUAUUUCUUUUCCUUUUGUUCUGCUCAUCUUGUGACCAAAGAUUGCUUCCCUUUCCUUGUCAGAUGAUUUAAAAAUUUGUAGAUAUAUUUUUAGUGUUGUUUUUCUGUUUUUUUUUCCCUUUUGGUUGCUGUGAUGGAAAAAAAACCAUGCAAAAUCAAGACAAAAACCAACAACAACAUAAAAUGGUUUUAAAAAAGGAAAUUAGUGAGUGGGGGAACCACAGUAGCCUCAUCCACAGCCCUCUUCUUAAAGGACUCUUGUAAACACUUGUACAUAUACAGUAGUGUACGCGCUUGGACUGAAGAUAAGGAAAUGUUUACUACACUGCCUACCGUAACUGCACACAUGCACACACCUGAGAACAAAAAUCACUGAGCACCAGAUAUAUUUCCUGAGGUCAAAGUUCAAGGGCCCUUGGUGUCGCACCAGUAAUUGGCGGUGUGCACGGGCGCAUUGCAAAAACAUUCGAUCAAGGUAGUCACUGUUGGAGUGUUGUUGUUUGUGGUGUGUAUGCUUUUUGGGUGUGAAAACUUUGAGUGACUCCCUCUGAGCAACGUUGACAAUGAUCACUUGACCGAGACAAAAUUGAAAAACAAAAUUAGCAUGGGAAAGAGAAAUGGAAUGAAUACCAUGGUCUGCUAUGACCCAUUAGCAAGGCUGUAGAUGGCCUCAGUUCAAAGUCUACACGACACCAAUCGAUUAGAAAUACAACGAUGUAAAAAUGUUGAUUUCGUGUUUACAAAUCUAGGUCACAUUGAAGGCUCAGGUGCAGCCCAUUUUAAAUCACAUCAAUGAGAGCUUUGCAUAUGCAUUCUUUCAGUCUAUCUGUCUGUCUGUUUGUCUGUCUAUCAGUGUAUGUCUCUUUCCUCCUUAUGCGUGCCAUGUGUCUACACUUCCCUGUCCUUUUUCUCUGAGCUGCGGCGAGUCUGAGACUGAUCCCUCUGUGUGACAUCACAGGCAUCCUCACAAGACAAUCUGUGUGUGACAUCACAGACACCUCCGCAGACAAUCUGUGUGUGUGACAUCGCAGGCAUCCUCACCGACAAUGUAACCCGCCGCCUGGUACAUGAACGUAGUUAACAGGAAUGUUGUUUUCUCUUCUUUUCCACUGUAUGAGCAUGUGGCAUAUAUACUGUAGGCGUCAUGAUCACUCUCCGGCUUCAUAUCCUCUGUAACACGGAUUGAUCCUUUUCUUUCAACCCAACUCUCUCCUGUUUGUGAUUUUGAUUUGGUUCGAUCCUUCUCACCAGAUGUUGUUUUAAGAUUGACUCAUGAGAGUUUUACUUUCUUUUUUUUUUUUUAAAUCUUUAAGGGAAACAGUGAAUGUUGUUUUGGAGUUUUUUUUUUUUUGUUUUUUUUUUUUGCUGAUGCAAAUGAAAUCUGUAGAGAAAUAAAUAUCUAGAACCACAGGAAAGUGGGACAUGAUUCUUGGACAGGUUCUGAUGAUGUAGAUCAGCAACAAUGUUAGGGCCCUACUCUUUGUAGUAGCUUGCAGAUGCAGAGUUUGUAGGGGUGUUUGGCCGUUCGUUUUUUAUCAUUGCCCUUGCAGAAAUAUGUAAUCACAUUUACAACUAAUAAUUCAGUGCGGAGGCAUUGCUGUCUGUCCAUUCAUCUGGCUGAAUGCGUACACCCUGCUGUCUGUUAAAGUGCCAGGCCGAGAAUAGGAGGCUGAGCUUAAGUGUGUGUCUGUGUGAAUGUACAGCUCUUCUGACUUUAUCACAGCCGACUUCAGCACAAUGGUUCGGCAUGAGCAGAUAAACUGAGACUCUUUGGUCUUUGGCCUGGUAGCUUAGGAGGAGAAUUGGUGACUUUUUCCCUCUUUUCUCCACGGCCUUUCAUUUUUCAGUGGGGAAUCUGAGUUUCAAUUUCACAGCGAUGACAUGGGUAGACAAGACCGAUAGGGAGUUCAUUGACUUUUGGGGAAAACAUGGCAGGAUGUCACAUGAUUGAAGUACAGUAUGUAGGGCAGUAAGGAUGGAUGGUUUUGUGGACAGACCGAGUAAAAGAAUAGCUAAACUCAAACCUGGAUUGUUAUUUAAUAAAUUACUAACAAAAGAUGAGCUACUAUGAAGCUGGCAUAUUUUGUGAUAAUGAUUCAUUUGUAGCGGGGGAAUCCAUUAGUGACAAUCAGUGUAUGUCUGUAUGAGUUUUUUCCAUUUGCUGGAUCGAUGAAUACCAAUAAAUCCCAAACAUCUUUUAUCUAAAAGGCAACACAGGCACAUUUUCAGAAAGUGCAUUGGCGUGUACAGUUGCUUUUAUAUGUCUUUGAACAAAGAAGUUCAUUAAAAAAUAUACUAAGCUCACUUUGAACAAUAGCAUGACGACUACUGAAUAGAUUUUUACCUUACAAUUAUAAACAUUUAAACUCAUAGUCUUUCCUAAAUAAAAGUCUUAAAUAUGCUUUUGUGGACAUUCUGGCUGUGGCACACGCUUAAGCUGUUUUACUAUACUGCUCUGUAGGAAAAUACUAACAUUUUGGUGAUUCAACAUAUGAUAUAAUAAAAAAACUUAUGGCAAAGUAAUACAUUUUCUAUUGCAGAAAUGCCACUUUUGUAAAUUGGUGUACUUGUCAGUGACACAGUUGUUUUGGUGUGUAGUCAGGUGUAGGAUCACAAGAAAGAAUGAUGAAGGUAGUCCUGGGUUUAUUUUAUGACAAGAAUUAGAGUAUUUUGUUGAAGGGGUUAAAGGUUGUGAUACAGUGAUAUUUUUUUGAAAAGCUUUUGCAGAUUUUCAGUUCCCUUUGUAGGAUGUCUCAGUCCCAUUUGUGACGCAUAAUUCAGGAUUGUUCUGGAAGGCUGGUUUUAAUCUCAUUCUGUGUGUGUUCUAGAGGCAUUGUCCACAUUGCUUGGUCUUUGAGAUACAGGUACAGGUUGUCAAGGUAAACACUUUUAUAAAUUUAGUGACGGGAGAAUCAUUCUCCCAGCUGAAUUUGGCUCAGAUAAUGUCAGUUCUGUACUUUUUUCAUGAGUGUAACCCUCCUUCAUUCUUGACCUGCACUUUAUACAGAAAUGUGUUGUACGUGUGCAGGCCUUUACAUUGAUUGCAGGUUGAUAAAACAAGGGAAUCGGUUUUAGCUGUCUCCUCCUUUAAGGCUGUUAUUUCAUCCUUUCUUUUUAAUUAAUUUAUUGAUCUCCUUUGUUGCCUGUUGUCUUCUCGGAAGUGUGAAGCCACAUAUUUUUGUGUGCGGUGUGUGUGUGUGUGUGUGUGUGUGUGUGUGUGUGUGUGUGUGGGUGUGUCUGUUGGUGUAAGGAAAGGGAACUUUUACAUUUGACUGGUGAAAGUUUCUAUAGAACACAGUGCUUCUCUGAAUUUAGAUAUGCUUCCACAUUCUGGAAACUCGUACCAGAAAACCAGGACAGUCUCCACACAGGUUUAAUCAACUAAUAGCAACAACAAAAACAACAGCAAAAAGAUUUACAUGGGUGUUAUCUCGGGCGAGCUCAAAGUAUCUGUGAUGUUCUUUGCAGUGCAGACUAUAUCUAUGUAAUGAUAUUAUGGUUUUUCACAUAACUGUUUACUUUGAGUGUAAUCGAACAAAAAAAAAGAAGAUGAAAAAAUUGAGACCUGUCAAAAGUAAACUUUUAAUUUGAUGAAUCAGCAUCUUGUUUCCAUGGUGAUAACAAUUAUAUACAUAUAUAAAUAUCUAUUGAGGGCAUGUAUUAGUUAUUAAAUGAAUUUUAAAAACGAACAUUAAAACACUAACGACGCAUAGCAGCUGCAGUGUGUACAUGGCUGAUUGAUAAUAAACUGUACGAGUGUUAAAUGUA
Anguilla rostrata (American eel) is the source of this 17647-nucleotide messenger RNA. It is a transcript of the gene ank2b, whose product is annotated as ankyrin 2b, neuronal. The record is from RefSeq and is a predicted model, not a curated record. Bases 502 to 13680 code for a protein of 4392 amino acids. Gene Ontology annotation, molecular function: protein binding. Lineage: Eukaryota; Metazoa; Chordata; Actinopteri; Anguilliformes; Anguillidae. Gene Ontology annotation, biological process: signal transduction. The transcript is spliced from 53 exons.